This is a messenger RNA of Xiphophorus couchianus (Monterrey platyfish), 2758 nucleotides long. RefSeq names its product oocyte zinc finger protein XlCOF6-like. Gene Ontology annotation, biological process: regulation of transcription by RNA polymerase II. The coding region runs from base 234 to 2303 and encodes 689 amino acids. Gene Ontology annotation, molecular function: RNA polymerase II cis-regulatory region sequence-specific DNA binding; DNA-binding transcription activator activity, RNA polymerase II-specific. The record is from RefSeq and is a predicted model, not a curated record. NCBI's taxonomy places the organism in Eukaryota, Metazoa, Chordata, Actinopteri, Cyprinodontiformes, Poeciliidae. Gene Ontology annotation, cellular component: nucleus. The transcript has 2 exons.
ACUGAGCUAGCAGCGUUAGCUUCCAGGCUUCUUUGUGUUUAUCGGCGGUUAAAAAGCGGCUUUGCUGGGUGAGCUGAAUGUUUAAGAGUCUGCGGUAACAAUAUCUUCGGUUAAUCUUCAUAGAGAAUCGAUCAGAGAGAGAAUCGAUCAGAGAGACUAACAGCAGCACCGGAGGAGGAAGGAUCGAUCAUCAGCCCGGAUCCUCUCGGAGCCUCCAGAUUUGCCUCAAUAGCAUGUCUGUUAUCAAGCAAGAUGUUGCUUCUCACUAUUUUGUUCUCAACCAACAAGAGAUCUCUGUUUUGGACCAGAGGGAAACAGAAGAACCAGAACUUAGGCAAGUAAAAGAAGAAGAGUAUGGAUCGGAACCUCUGCUAAAUGUGAAGAAAGAUGAAAACAUUGUACUAAAGCAAGAGACAGACACCUUAAUGGGAACAGAUUCUGGAUCUCUUGAAAUAAAGGAGGAACCAGAGGAAAUAGAACUGCAACAAUUGAAAGAUGACUGUUGUCAAUCAGAAUCUCAGCAGAUGGUAAAAAUUGAGGUUGAAGACAUCAGUCAGGAUGAAAACCAGGAAGUACUGAAGCAGGAGACGGAUACCCUAACAGUAACCAAUUCUGGAUCUGUGGAACUCAAAGAGGAACCAGACAAACUAGAUACUAAAGUAGUGAAGGAAGCGGAGCAUGCAUCAGGACUUCAGCAGAGGGUAGAGAAAGAUACUGUAAGCAUCAACCUUCAUGAAAAGCAGGAUGUACUGAAGCAGGAGACUGAUAAUUUAAUCACAAAGACUUCUGUUGGUGAAACAGACCAACAACCACAACUCAAAGGAAACCAAUUCCUAUUUCCGGACAUCCCUGAAGCAGAUCAUCAUAAGAAAAUAAAGACUCACAACAAAGGUCAAAGUGGCAAUGUAGACAAAGGGAUGGAGGGUAGGAAAACUUACAAAGGUAAAAACUAUAAGCAAUGUACAGUGUGUGGAAAAAAGUUCAAAUGCAGUAGUGAUUUAACAAGUCACAUGAAAACUCAUAGAAAUAAGAAUCCUUUCUCAUGUCUAACCUGUGGGAAAUGUUUGAGUCGCAAACAAAGUUUAGAUAGACACAUGAUGAUGCACACAGGUGAGAAGCCUUUCUCAUGUCUAACCUGUGGAAAAGGUUUCACUCAAAAAAGUUUUUUGGACCAGCACAUGAAAACUCACACAGGUGAGAAGCCCUUUUCAUGUCUAACGUGUGGAAAAGAUUUUAUUCAAAAAAGUAGGUGGACUUGCCAUAUGAGAAUUCAUAAAGCCGAGAAACGUUUCUCGUGUAUAACAUGUGGAAAAGGUUUUAUUCAAAAACAUAGUUUAACUUGCCACAUGAGAACUCACACAGAUGAAAAGCCUUUCUCAUGUCUAGCUUGCGGAAAAAGUUUCAUUCAAAAAAAUAUUUUGACUCGCCACAUUAAAACUCAUACAGGUGAGAAGCCUUUCUCAUGUUUAACCUGUGGAAAAAGUUUCAUUCAGAAAAACAAAUUGAUUCACCACAUGAGAACUCACACAGGUGAGAAGCCUUUCUUAUGUGAAACCUGUGGAAAAGGUUUCUUUCAAAAACAUAGUUUGACUAUACACAUCAAAACUCACACAGGUGAGAAGCCUUUCUCAUGUCUAACCUGUGGGAAAGGUUUCAUUCAAAGACGUAGUUGGACUUUUCACAUGAGAAGUCAUUCAGGUGACAAGCAUUUCUCAUGUAUAACCUGUGGAAAACAUUUUAUUGAAGGUAGUUGUUUGAGAAAGCAUAUGAGAACUCACACAGGUGAGAAGCCAUUUUCAUGUGUAAGCUGUGGAAGAGAUUUCACUCAUAAAUAUAGUUUGAAUUGUCACAUGAGAAUCCACACAGGUGAGAAACCUUUCACUUGUACAACCUGUGGAAAAGCUUUCAUUCAAAAACGCAAUUUGACUGGUCACCUGAGAACUCACACAGGUGAGAAGCCUUUCUCAUGUCUCACCUGUGGAAAAGAUUUCCUUCAAAAACGUAGUUGGACUUUUCACAUGAGAAGUCAUUCAGGUGAGAAGCAUUUCUCUUGUACAAUUUGUGGAAAAGAUUUUAACCAAAAUAGUUGUUUAAAUCAGCACAUGAGAACUCACACAGGUGAGAAACCUUUUGCCUGUAUAACAUGUGGAAAAGGUUUCACUCAAAAAUGUAGCUUGAAUAGCCACAUGAGAACUCACACAGGUGAGAAACCUUUCUCAUGUAUAAUCUGUGGAAAAGGUUUCAGUCAUAGAUGUAGUUUGAGUAACCACAUGAAAACUCACAACGGAGAUAUGUCUCAUUAGAAGGGCUCAAAAAAGUCUACAGGGUUUAAAUGGGCUAUAGAUAACCAUUUUCUAGAUAAAAAUAUUCUCAACUUCUCAAUUUUAAUGUAUUGAACUUUUUAUUUUGUAUAUACAGUACAGACCAAAAGUUUGGACACACUUUCUCAUUGAAUUCAAUGAGAAGGUGUGUCCAAACUUUUGGUCUGUACUGUAGUUUUCUAUAAUUUUUCUCAAUGGCCUACUUCCAGCUAUAUAACUAUUUGUAUACUUUCACAAGAAAUCUGUAUUUUAUAAAGCUGAUUAAAAUACAUUUGCACCAGAAACCUUUUUCACGUGGAACUUGCGUUAAAAAGGCUUCAAAAAGGUUAACUGUGUUAGAACUCGCACAAAAUACAAACUUUUCUUAUCUCUUGUAGCAACGUUCUCAGUCGCUGUAUUUUCUUCUCUGAAACUUGUAAAAUAAACCAUAAAACGUC